Sinocyclocheilus rhinocerous is the source of this 477-nucleotide messenger RNA. RefSeq names its product protein shisa-6 homolog. Gene Ontology annotation, cellular component: postsynaptic density; postsynaptic membrane; dendritic spine membrane. Gene Ontology annotation, biological process: regulation of short-term neuronal synaptic plasticity; regulation of AMPA receptor activity. The record is from RefSeq and is a predicted model, not a curated record. The transcript has a single exon. NCBI's taxonomy places the organism in Eukaryota, Metazoa, Chordata, Actinopteri, Cypriniformes, Cyprinidae. The annotation marks the transcript as partial.
UCCUGUCGGCCGAGCGCCUGCGCUCCCACGAGCGGCUCAUCUCGCAGGACCGCCACUACUCCCAGGACCGCAUCCACAUGCAGGACCGCUUGUUGUCGCAGGAGCGCCUUCACUCUCAGGAACGCCUGCAUUCCCAGGACCGCCUCUACUCACAGGACCGCCUUCACUCCAAGGAUCCGCUGAUCUCCCCUGACAAGAUGAUGUCCAUCAAGCGCUCCGGGUUCCACAGCGACAAGUCCAUGUCCAGAGCCAUAUCCCACACGGACGUGUUUAUGCCCACCACGCCUAUCCUGGACUGCUACAAGAUGACGAAAAUGCACUCCCAUCCCAGUGCCUCGAACAACACCCCGCAGAACACUGCGACCAUGAACCAGACGGCCUCCAAGAGGCAGGUCUUCGCCUCGCGCCGCACGCAGACGAUGGAGCAGCUGCACUACGUCCCGCAGCAGCAGCAGCAGCAGCAUCACCAUCACUACC